GCCAUCUGGUAACCAAUCGGCUCGCACCUGGUCCAUUUGUUCUUUGUCUGAAUAGCGUUGUGCUGACACUUUCGCUCGAAGUGCCUACUGUUGGCCAUUCCCAGAAGAUGGAGGCUCAACAAGUUCAAAAACGGUCGGUAGACGAAGCGGAAGCGUUACUUGACGGCGUCUCAGCAGUUGUCGUUGACAUCGAAGGAACAACCACUCCGAUAUCGUUCGUCAAGAAAGUAUUGUUCCCUUACAUCACCGAGAAUGUAGAAACAUACUUGAAGAAUAGAUUUGAUGAUGACGAAACAAAGGAAGACAUAGCAGCACUUCGUGAACUGUCUUGUAAGGAUAUUGCUGAAAAGGUGGAAGGAUGCACAGAGAUUCCUAAUGGAGAAGCUGAUGAAGUAAUCAAAUGCUGUGUUGAGAACAUCAAAUGGCAGAUGUCACAAGACCGCAAGUCUACAGCUCUGAAACAACUGCAGGGACACAUGUGGAGAGAGGGCUAUAAAACAGGCAAAAUCAAAGCCAUGAUUUAUGAUGAUGUGGAACCAGUGAUCACACAACUGAUAGAUGAGGGGGUGUCUGUGUAUGUCUACUCGUCGGGAAGUGUGGAAGCACAAAGACAACUCUUUAGUCAUGUGGAGGAGGGAGAUAUCACAGAUUUGUUCACAGAUUUCUUUGACACGGCAAUUGGCUGUAAGACUGAAUGCAGCAGUUAUACCACCAUCUCACAAAAAAUAGAUGUGACACCUGACCAGAUUCUUUACCUCACAGAUAACCCAAAAGAGGGUGCAGCAUCUAUGCAGGCAGGGUUCAGAGUAGCAUUGGUUGACCGUGAAAAAAACCCACUCAUCACAAAGCAGGAUCACUGUGACUUCCUUGUGAUAUCAUCCUUUGGAGAACUCUUUGGUGAGGAUGACAUGGACCACAAGAGACUUGAAGGAAAUGGAGACCUAGAUGCCAGCGAUGAAGAAGUGGAUGAGGAUUGUGGUGAUUUGGAUGACGAUGAUGAUGACGAUGACGAUGAUGAAGUGGACGAAGAGGAGGAAGACUUAGGAGAGGAGGAUGACUAGUGUGAUGGUUCAACAAGUGGUUGUUGAUACAUGGAUAUUUGUCUCAUAUUACAGUCCUCAUCACUCGCAGCCAGUCUGACAUUGCAUGUGGAGAGAAUGGUGAAUGUAUUAGAAUGGGGAAAGGAUGUGUACAACAACUGUAUCAUUCACAUUAUUUAUAUUUAGUUACAUCAAAUGCAGGAUUAGAAGAUUUUUUUCCUAUAAUUGUUUCAAGGUACAUCUUCUUUCAAUUAAUUGAAGUCUUGCCAUGAAAAUUAAUCAAAUGCUCUUAGACCAACUUUGGUCUGUGAAUCUUUUUCAUUCUAUAUUUGGACAUAUUUUAUAUACUUUUUACAACUAAUUUAUUCUAUUAAUUUAUGCCUGUUGCUUUUUUUAUCUUUAUAAAGCAUAAGAGGUUUGUUUGAUCUAUUCGUUUGUAUGGAAUCACGUUUGGCAAAGUGAUUUAUUCUCCAUACUGUUUUUUUUAUAUAUUUUUAAAUUUGCUGAAAUAAAAUUUGUUAGUUUCUUAUUUUUAAUUUGUGAGUCCAGUUUAUCUGUCAGAAUUGUUAUGAUUUAUUUGUGUACGUGAUCAUAUAAUCUUUUUUUUUUUUUUUUUUUUCUCUAACAUUGGUUUAGAUCAACAACAUUGACUGUUAGUUUAUUGGUAAAAUGGCAGAUGUUGCUGUUAAAUGGCUAUGUAGGUGCUUUAGUACCCUAGCUGUUUCUUGGUUUGUUCAUAUAGUAGUUAUGUUUGAAGUGCUUUGGUACUUAAGUCAUUCUUGGAGUGUAUGUAAGAUUUUUACUCAUAAAUACCUUCUCUGAGGCAACUACAUAUAUAAAUAUUGUUUUCUAAGUCUGUACAAACCAGUGUUCUAUGAAUGGAUCUUUAGUCCAGGGUAUCCCUAUAUUUUUACUGUUAAUAAAUGUUAUCAAGCUAUUUUCUAUGAAAGUAUUUGUAAUUCUCAAUUUUUCAUAACCUAAGUUUUUUUUCAGCAUUAAAAAUCAUUUUUCAAUCCCACAAGGUAGAAAUUGUCUCUAUAUCUUUUCACAAAGGACAUGUAUGUGUUGCUGUAUGAUUUAAGUGAAAAUUGUUGAAAAAACUAAUGAGUCAACAAAGGUGGAUGUAUUAAAACAUGUACAAAAUUUUGUUGUGCAUGAAACAUUAAUUUAAAUGCAUAUUGAAAUUUUUACACUACAUAACAGCACGAAAUUACCAAAUUUUUGCGAGGUAAAAUAAUGAUUCGUCAAAAUAUCCAGCAAUAGGAGGCCUGUGUCUGUAUUCUCCAUUCUAGUUCCACUCUAGCCAGGAGUGUGAAUAUAUAAGUGAUGUUUGUCGUUUACUCUUCAUUACACUUUACAUAGGAUUUAGUAUCAUUGUUGUGUUCAAAUAUACAUGUAUUCAUAUUUUUUAUGUUGGGUCAUGUGCAAACAAAAAUGGAAAAAAAAAAUUAGGUGUUCCGUAGUCCUGUGUCAAUUCUUCUAAACUUUGUGUAGAGGACUGGUCCAUCUCAGUAAAGUGGAAAUCUGAUCUUGGUGUUUUCAUAAAUAGGAUGUUCAUUUUCAGGUGCUUGAAUUUAUCAUGUAUACUAUACAGACAACAAUAUUGGUAUAUUGAGUAUUUUGCAUGCAAAUCCAAGCCAGAUUUACAUUCUUGGAAAAGAUGUAUUCGAGAAUGUAAUCCUAGAAAUAUUUAUGUAAAACAUAUGUCGCAGAAUACCUACAAUAUAUUACACAGAUCAAUGCAAGUUUGUAACAUUAUUUCUGUGUUCUUAACCAGGGUACUGGUUUGGGAAGAUAAACCGCUACUGUUAACCAGUUGACCCAGGAUAGGUGGUCUAGAUAUUGCAGCCGUCGUAUAUUUAAUUAUUUAGGACAUUCUUUAUGUUUAAUACUUAUUUUUUUAUUGGUCCAAUAAAUUAAGCAUUAUGACAUGGCAGUAUUUAUAGUGAAUGGAAUUUUGUCACUAAUUUUGAUGGCCAUGUGCAAUUCAUUUGAAAUAUUUUUUACUGAAAUAUUUUUUGUUCAUGAAUAACAUUUAAUAUUGUAUGAAAAUAAAAGUAGUUUUACAACCGUGUGUAAAAUA
Molecule: messenger RNA, 3123 nt
Organism: Pecten maximus
Lineage: Eukaryota; Metazoa; Mollusca; Bivalvia; Pectinida; Pectinidae
Product: enolase-phosphatase E1-like
Exons: 6
Coding region: 108-1061 (317 amino acids)
Molecular function (GO): acireductone synthase activity; magnesium ion binding
Source: RefSeq, a predicted model, not a curated record